AUGGAAUAUCAUUACCAAGGUCAAGUAGUUGUGCGCGUGGAGGUCAUCCCAAACGACGGGCCGCGGAAGAACGCCGUGGCGAGGUUGAAGGCGCUGUUCGAGAUUUUGGAGAGGGGAUGGGAUGGGGGUGGGGGACGGGUGCUGGCGCCGCCGCCCGAAGACAUUGGGACGGGCAUGCAGGCCCUCUAUGCGUUGAUUGAUAAUCCCCCAGAACCGAGCUUCGGCGCGCCGCAGUUCAUACGUGAUGAAGAAGUUUUCGAGGGGUUGCGGAACUACAGUAAUCCUUAUGGGGUGGAGACAACGUUGUAUGCGUACCAGAUUCGCUCCGUCGCCCGCAUGCUCCAGAUGGAGACGAACCCCGGCACCAUGUUUGACCCCUCGUAUUCGCGCUUCACCUCGGCCACAGGCGAGCAGUACUACGUCAACCUUAGCAACAUGGACAUCAAGCGCAAGCCGGCCGAGUUCUCACUCAACCGCGGCGGCAUUCUCUGCGAGCAGAUGGGAGUCGGCAAGACCCUCAUGUGUCUUACGCUCAUCCUGGUCUCGCUCAACCAGCACACAUCCAUCCCUGAGGGCAUGGACGUGACCGAACUCAUGAACGACGACGAGCUUCGUACUUACUCGACCGAAACCAUGGCCACGUACAGAACUGCCAUCGGGAUCGGCGAAGACGAGGCACUUGAAGAUCCAGAAUGGUCCGAGGCGGAGCUCAAGGGCACCCCGUCUCUACAGUCCAUGUGUGCUGAUAUUGUGUCGAAACUGUAUCCGGGCGCAUCACGGCUGGACGGUCUUUCUCCGAACGGCAAGCGUCUCCUCGAGCGGCCGCUCUUCUUCUAUCGCUUUCCCCCGCCUGUUCGCCUUCCUCGUGGCGCCAAACUCGUGCGUCACAUCCCUCCACAGAGGACGUACGUCGCCACCUCGACGCUUGUGAUAGUGCCACCCAUCCUGGUCAAGCAGUGGCUUGCUGAGGCUGAGAAGCACUUGUCCCCUGGCGCUCUACUCAUCAAGGUCAUUGAAGACGACAAAGAGGAUCUGCCACCUGUCAAGGAACUGAUGAAGUAUGACAUCGUCCUGAUGAGUGUCGACCGAUUCCGGCGCGAGGGGCGUCACGAGGACGGCGAGCCGCCAACGACCCCUCUUAUAUCUGCCCGCUGGAAGCGCAUCAUCCUCGACGAGGGUAAUAACGCGGCCAAUGCCAAGAGCGACGCUGUACUCCUCGCCACGCAACUAUCUAUAGAGCGACGGUGGAUCGUCAGUGGCACGCCUACUCAGUAUCUUAAGCAGGGCACGGAAUCGGCGGCUGAGGCAUUCCUUCAGUCUGAAGGCAUGUUGCGUGUCGAUUCUGCAGCCGAGUCACGCUCAUCCACCCCACUUGAACCGAACCAUGUCACCACCAAGAAGGGUGGACUCAAGGGUACAAAGGGGUCCAAGUUCCGCCCUCCUUCCCCUGGCCACUGGACCAAGGCUGACGAGAGCGACCUUAACCGUUUAGGACACAUGCUUAGCGGCUUCCUUGCAUCAGAAAUCUUCAACAUUACCGACUUCAGGAAGUGGGUCAAGAAACCCCUCCGUGCCAAGGACGGACCAGGUUACGGCGCUGUUGAGCGUGUUCGCCAGCUCAUGUCAGCAGUCAUGGUCAAGCAUCGUCCAGGUGUCAUCGAUGCAGAGGUCCCGCUUCCCGCAAGCGCAAUGGCCGUGGAGCCGCUCCGGCUCUCUCACUGGCAGCGCCUCACGUACAAUGCCCUCAUGGGGCUGGUUUCCGCCAACGUUUACACCUCUGAAGGACAAGAUCCCGACUACCUCCUGCACUCGAAGAACCUUGAAUCGCUGAACCAGGUGGUCAUCAACUUUCAUCUUGCCCUGACCUGGUUUACGUCCACGGAUAUGGACCUCGAGGGCUCUAUAAGACGUACUUCGGAGCACCUGGUGAAGAAGCGCGACAAGAUGUCUUUAGAGCGCAUUGCUGCCAUCGAGAAGGCGAUUGAGCACAUUCGCGAAGCGGCGGAAACUCCGGGUUGGCGCGAGUGGAUGGACAACGGUGCCGCGUCGCUUCCGUUCUCCGUGCCAACGCUGCCAUUAGCUGUGGCCGAAUCUUGGUCCGAGGCCCCCGACAACGAGCCACUCCUGGUGGACGCACACAGCCUUAUCCAGAUGCGUAAGCUCAACACACGCGGCACCAUGCCGAACAAGUUGGCAUUGAGCGGCUGGGAUGAACGCGCGAAGAAGCCUCGCGCUCAGGCGUUCAUGGAGGUGAUGCAAAAGGCGGAGAAGCUGUGGCGCGAUGGUGAGAGAGUGAAGGAACCUGACCUCUCGCAUCACCGUGAUGACAAGAAGGCGGCCGCCGACAAGCCAAAUGCCCCGAAGGUGGCGCGGAACAGACAUUACAAGGAUCCAAUCGACGCGCGCCUCGAGGCGGCGGAACGGAAUGCAGCUCGUGUCACCAACGACCGCCUUCCUCGUCCGCUUCCGGCCACCAUCACAGCCGUGUCCGUCUCGAACAAGAUCAACUGGGUCGUGCGCGCCGUCCUCUCCGCACCUGCAGACGACAAGUUCCUGAUUUUUGCGACAUGGGAGGAGUCUGCGCAUCUCAGCGAGGCGUUCAGCUUGACUGGCAUUAAGAGCGUGUAUGCUGGUGUCAAGGUCGACCGGAGCGCGCGCAACCGUGCCAUUGUUGAGUUCAAACAGGGCGUGCCUGUGUGCAUCCUGGACCUGAAGCUCGGAAGUCGAGGCCUCGAUCUUACCGUCGCGAACCGCAUGAUUUUCCUGGGACCGGUGUGGAACCCGGACGUUCAGGCGCAGGCUGUGAAGCGUAUCCACCGUAUAGGCCAGACGCGGCCGACGCGUAUCGACAUUCUCGUCACGGAGGGUACGUUCGAGGAGGGUAUUGUGAGACGCGAGUCGUCACUCCGCUCCAACGAGGAGGAGAAGCGGUACUCGCGCAUGUUGGUGGAGCACCCGCGCUUCGUGCACCCCGAGAGCGCGGACGAAUGCGGCUUCCCGAUCUCGCUCGUGCCACCUGGCACGGCGAGUGCCAUAGAAGAGGAGAAGUAUGCCUCCAUGCUGGCCGAGUUUGCUGGCAGAGCCAAUGCAGCGAGGGAAAAGCCUAUGGACGUGGAUGGAGACGCAGGUCCGUCGACCCCAAUGAUGGAGCCCGACAAUGACCCGAGCUCCGUCUCUACGGCGAUCGUUACGCCAUCGACCGCAGACAUCGAGAUGACGUACGGGAGCAAUGUGAAGAAGCGCUCGGCAGACGGCUCACCGAAACCGAAGCCGCGCAAGCGCAUUCGCUUCGCUGACGAGUAA
Cutaneotrichosporon cavernicola is the source of this 3303-nucleotide messenger RNA. RefSeq lists its product as uncharacterized. The transcript is spliced from 7 exons. Gene Ontology annotation, biological process: DNA repair. Gene Ontology annotation, molecular function: ATP-dependent chromatin remodeler activity; ATP binding. Gene Ontology annotation, cellular component: nucleus. The record is from RefSeq and is a predicted model, not a curated record. The coding region runs from base 1 to 3303 and encodes 1100 amino acids. NCBI's taxonomy places the organism in Eukaryota, Fungi, Basidiomycota, Tremellomycetes, Trichosporonales, Trichosporonaceae.